CAUACGAAGAGUUAUUAUCCCUUUAAACAAGCCUUUCAGAAAAAUAUGUAUGGUGUACUACUGCACACUAGAUGACUGUAUCGCUGUUGGGAAGCAGUGCACAUUGCUUCGAAGAAGCAAAAACAAAAAAAAAGGAGGGGGAUGAGUUCGAACCAAUAUAAAGUCCUACAAUUUUGAAAUAAAGUAGUCCUACAAUUACCACAUAGUUUUAACGUGUUUCAGCCUACGUACAUGGCCCAAUGUACUGAAUAAAAGCUUAUAUACUUGUUUGAGAGGCAUUGCAUUAAGUUAGAAGAAACAUUGGCUAAAAUAUUUGAAAUUAAGCAAUCAUACGGAUUUGUAAAAUUCGACCUGUCUUUUCACCUUUUUGCACUUGGAACAAAAAAAAAAAAAAAAAAAAAAAGGCAGUUGUGGCAUUGGCAUAAAACCAAUUCCAGUUACCUUAAAUAGUCAGUUUUCUAUUUAUCACACAGCCCCUUUAUGGUAAUUUAAUUAUAUUUGUUAAGCGAUUCACCAAUUUUUUUAUUUAUUUUUAUGUAUGGUAGAAAAGUUAUGUAUUCUUAGGUCGUUUCUAUGGUGUUUAGAUUCAUUAUUCGAUCAAGCGGUGACAGCUGAGAGUGCGGGUACCGUGAACAGACACAGAUAAUCAUGUAUAUAGAGACAUUAAUAAAAUGUGUGAAAAUCAUUUUGUUCAGGUGACAAAGAGCCAUUAAAACGUUUUAAAAUUAGAUUUUCAGGUUAUGAAAGCUAAUUCUGCAUUCCAAAUAACGAAGUAACGUACGGAUUGUAGGACCUGUGUUCAAAAUUGGAGCAUGGAGCAGAUAAAAUGCGAGCUUGCUGUUUAAAAAAUGAUGAUGUAUAAUGAAAACUCUAAUGCUAUAAUUAUAAAAUCCCAUUAAAAUGUGUAAAAACCAUUUUGUGUGGGUGACAAGGAGCCUUUUUUUUAGAUUAUGAAAGCUAAUUCUGCAUUCCAAAAUAACGAGGCAAUUUAUGCACUAAACCGCCUUCGGAUCACCUGUGUAACGCAGGCUUCCUGUAUUAAAAAUGAAGAUAUAUAAUGAAAACUAAUGUUAUAAUUAUAAAAUUCCAUUAAACGAUAUUUUGUAGAAAUUCAUGGCCUCCAACUACAGCUGUAAAUACUAUAAGAUAUAGACAUCAUACAUGUGACUGAAGGGGGCCGUAGCAAUAGUCCGAAGGUUCAGUAUAGAACCCUUCGGACCAAUGAACCCUUGAUUAAAAAACCGAUGAAAAUGUAACGACCUAAUUAGGACCAAUCAACCAUUUGGACUAUCGAGACGCCCCCAUGAAAAACGCAUGCGCAGACGUUCUGUAUUCCGCAAACAAGCUCAGUUGGGUUUUUCCGAACCCCAAAAUAGGAGUAUAACACGUCAAUCCUGUCUGGCCUAGCUUACGUGGCAAUCAGAGAAGAUAAACGUUUUUCGGUGAAGCGAGUGAGUCGGAUACAUUGAACAUGUCUCUUAAGAAUGAAGUCCUGGAGACGUAUUUCCGCAACCAUGUCCAAAUGAAAUGCGAUGAAACAAAAAGAUCGGUGGAAAUUGUUAUGCCAGUCAUUGAUAAAAUUUUGAGGGAAAUCAAGAAAAAGGACUCCCGUUUCACUGUGCAGCCUGUCUAUGCUGGAAGUCAUUGGCAAAAUCUUAAGGUUGAAAGAGCUGAUGAGUUUGAUGUUAGCGUCAUCCUGUCCCUGCCAGAAACGUCUUCACGAUGCAGUGACCCUCGGCGAUGCUUUGGAUUCGAUCGCGAUGUCGAUGACCCGCUGAAAAGCAUCCCGUACGAUUUGCAAAUAAUCAGGAGACCCAGAAGCCUUCCAAGUCCACCACCAGGAUAUUGUUGUUGGAAGCUGCAAGAGAAUGAAAGCCCGCCCGUGCCAAGUUGGAGUAACUUGACAAACAUGACCUUUGACGGUUACCUCGUCCCAUUUUUGGUCAAAAAGCAAUUUCAUGGGCUUCUAAACGAAGCGAUUCGUGAUUUGAAUUUGCAAAAGACCGUGAGCAUGAGAGGACGAGUAAAUGGACCGGCGCUUACAAUCCGUAUUGCACAGCAGGGCCAUUUCUGUAUUGACGUAGAUUUCUCGGUGAUAACCGAAGCGUUUCUACCUUUCCCAUCAGAAAUACAGUGGCCCCAUCGCAAUGCAAAGUGGCCCUCCCUAGAAAAGGUAGUAGACAUCCGCGGGACUGGAGUGCAGACAGUUGCAAAGAAAAACUUCGAUUGGAUAAUUUCCUUCGUGAAAGCAGAAAAGAAACUGAUAGAAAACAUCGACAGUGACGGUGGAUGUCGUAAGAAGUCCCACCGCAUCAUGAAGAAACUUAAUGAAGAUGUGUGGUGUGAUACGACCAGCCGUGUUAUCACAUCCUACUGUCUGAAGAAUAUCUUAUUCUGGGAGUGUGAAGACAGCCCUUCCAGUGAAGACUGGUCAGUUGACAAACUGUGUGUCCGCGUCACUAGCAUGAUAGAACGUGUGAAAAAUGCAGCACAAGUUCGCCGUCUACCUAUGUACUUUAACCCUGCAGUCAACCUUCUUCAGGACAAAGACUUCAGAGAACUGGACAUAACAGUCAAGAAGAUCAACGAUUUUAUGAAGUGUCCAGACAAGUUUUUUAUAAAAAGAGGGGUGCUUCCUAUUUCAAAAUAAUAUCAUUCUUAGCUUGUAAAGCACGGACGAAGGCGACGAGGUUUCUAAGACUUCUAGAUUAUUCUUUGAAACGUGUGCCAAUGUUUAAAAAAAUGAAAACUCGAAAUGAUAAUCAUAACGAUAAAUGAAUAAAUAUUAAAAUAAUAAUUUCAAAAAGAAUUGCUGCCAGAAAAAUUCAAGCAGGAUAGUUUUUGUACGAAAGUACAUGGUGGUGAAGGCGACACCAAAUGCUGGUGAUAGUAUAAUGGUUUCGAACUAGAGCUGCAUUUGUCUUAAAUAUCAUUCUUGUAAGUUUUAUGAAAUUAAGACAGUUUUCUUAUAAAGGGUUAACAAGGAAGGUACACGGCGACGCCAGAUGCAGGUUAUGUUAAAAGUCUGCUUAAAGAAAAUAAUAAAUACCAACACUUCAUUGUAAAGGAGCAUUACGUGAUUCAUAUUGAUAAGCUACUAAGUGCGCUCAUCUAGUAUGAUAAUCCGUUAUCCAAGCAUACCGCGCCGGGAUUGAUGCCCUCUUUUGCUAAUUCAAAGUUAAACAAAUAUUUAACAACACUCUGCUGCUUUAUAUGUGAUACAGAUAUACACCACUUAAUUAGUACAGCAUAUUUCUAUAGAAAUAUUAUCCACAAUUAAAGCGAUGCCAAUAAAACCGAUUUUAAACGAGUCCAUAAAUAAAACUGACUCUGUUUAAAAUAAUUUCAUCAAAUGUCAAUUCAAAGUAAUUGUCAGGCACAUCACGAAUUAAUCUAUAGGGCUUAAAUCGCAAUUGUCUACUAAAAAUAGAAUAAAAGUAAAAAUAAACUGAAAUGUCCUUUCUCCCCAGUUUUCGUCGAAUUUAGAGACUUACAUGUACAUAUACUUAUAUUACGGACCAUUAGUUUUUGAGGGCGAUCACUUGAAAAUAACCCCGUACAUGUAUAUGGUGUAUUAUCACAAUUUGAAGCCAAAUCAAAUAUUAGUUUUCAGGGAAAUAAAAAAUCAUUUUUAAACUUUUCAAGCUUGGCGUCCUGUGCAUGAAAACGAGGCUACUACGCGGAAUGUUCCGUUGCUUAUAUUGGCAUGGGGAAUGCCCAUCGUCAUGUGAAAAAAUAAAACUCGGAAAGCAAAAGUAUAAAUUUUUCCACUUGCUAUUGAUAGGUUCUAUUCUUAAGACUGGCGACAGACUGAGUUGUAUUCUUAUGUUAGAGAAGAUAACCUCGGUGUAUAUAUACAUGCGAUAGCGUACGUACUAGCUAGAAAUUGGACACGUAGGCUACAUGACACAGAAAGGAUGGCUCUUGCGAAUAACGUUCUGGAAGCAUAUUUCGGCGAUUUUGUU
Messenger RNA from Lingula anatina, 3965 nucleotides. Its product is annotated as protein mab-21-like 3. The record is from RefSeq and is a predicted model, not a curated record. Lineage: Eukaryota; Metazoa; Brachiopoda; Lingulata; Lingulida; Lingulidae.